Messenger RNA from Eutrema salsugineum, 675 nucleotides. Its product is annotated as probable histone H2A.1. The coding region runs from base 61 to 465 and encodes 134 amino acids. NCBI's taxonomy places the organism in Eukaryota, Viridiplantae, Streptophyta, Magnoliopsida, Brassicales, Brassicaceae. The transcript is spliced from 2 exons. Gene Ontology annotation, cellular component: nucleosome. Gene Ontology annotation, molecular function: DNA binding; structural constituent of chromatin; protein heterodimerization activity. The record is from RefSeq and is a predicted model, not a curated record.
ACAAACUCAAAUACUAGUUUUCCCUCUCAUCUUUCACAGAGAAAUUCGAAACCGAUUUCAAUGGCGGGUCGUGGUAAAACUCUAGGAUCUGGGGCUGCGAAGAAGGCCACAUCGAGGAGUAGCAAAGCCGGUCUUCAAUUUCCGGUGGGUCGUAUCGCUCGUUUUCUGAAGAAAGGCAAGUACGCCGAACGUGUUGGUGCCGGAGCUCCGGUCUACUUGGCCGCCGUUCUCGAAUACCUCGCCGCCGAGGUUUUGGAAUUGGCCGGAAACGCGGCGAGAGACAACAAGAAGACUAGGGUUGUUCCGAGGCACAUUCAACUCGCGGUGAGGAACGACGAGGAACUUAGCAAAUUGCUCGGCGAUGUGACUAUUGCUAGUGGAGGUGUGAUGCCGAACAUCCACAGUAAUCUUCUUCCCCCUAAGAAGUCUGGUGCUUCAUCGAAGCCAUCUGGUGAUGACGAUUAAAUCAAACCAAUUUCAAUUCAAUGUUGUUCUUUUUUUUGUGGGCUUUUGUUUAGAUUUAGAUUAGGUUUUGUUUCUUCGUCAUGUAUUGUGAAGAAUCUGUUUAAUUGAAUGUUCAUAUGCUUCAAUUUCGGAUGAAAUAUAAAUAUUCUGACGAUUCUUUCUUCUUCAAUUGUAGUCUUUGCGAAGUAAUGUUAACCCAGAAUUGCUAAA